This is a messenger RNA of Colletotrichum karsti, 1044 nucleotides long. Its product is annotated as phosphotransferase enzyme family protein. Bases 1 to 1044 code for a protein of 347 amino acids. The transcript has a single exon. Gene Ontology annotation, cellular component: cytoplasm. Gene Ontology annotation, biological process: signal transduction; protein phosphorylation. The record is from RefSeq and is a predicted model, not a curated record. Gene Ontology annotation, molecular function: protein kinase activity; ATP binding. Lineage: Eukaryota; Fungi; Ascomycota; Sordariomycetes; Glomerellales; Glomerellaceae.
AUGGCAAAGGAAAGCAUGUCUCCUAUUAGGGAGGACUACAUCCGCCAGCUCACCCCCUUCUCCACCUUUCUGCAGAACCUCCGCGGUGCCGGCUCAUCUGCGAGUUUCGAGACCGUAAACUUCUCCGACCUCCGAAGUAUCGGCAACCUCCCCGGCAAGACCGGCGCCCGGAUCGUCAGCCACACUUCCGGCUUGACCCCGUCCUUCCGCUUCGUCUUCAAGGGCAUCGACUUUGACAGCUACAAGCGGGACAGCAAGGACUUCGAGGAGCACCAGGACAAGACCCUCCUCCACGAGAUCCGGACCCUCUGCACCCUGCCUCCGCACCCGAACAUCAUGCACCGCCCCCAGGUCCUCGUCGUCGUCCAGGACGCCGACAACAUUGAACGCGUCUGCGGCUUCCUGCAGCCCGUCAUGGCCAAGGACUCCGUCGACGAGCAGGUCAUGCGUGCCAACAGGGAGGGCGUCCGCAUACCCCUCGCCCUCAAGGCCAAGUGGUGCCACGGGAUGGCCUUCGGGAUCCAGCACACGCACCAGGUCGGGAAGAGCUACCACAUGGACCUGAAGCCCGGCAACAUGCUCGUGGACGACGAGGACGACGUGCGCCUCAUCGACUGGGAGCAGAGCGGCGUGUCCAUGUUCACGCACCCGCCCGAGGUCACGAUCGACCAGGAGGCCGAGGAGUCCAUGACUACCGUGGGCAAGGCGGGCAAGCCGCGCAUCAUCUACACCCCGCACGAUGGCGCCCCGCGCAAGAACCAGAAGUGGGGGUUCCCGGACUGGAACGUGUUCCCGGAGUGGAAGCGGACGUGCCCGCGGGCGGCGGAGCUGGCCGAGGUGUUCAGCCUGGGCCGGACGAUGUGGAUGCUGCUGGAGCAGGUCGAGCAGUCCCCGGACACGGCGGUCUGGACCGAGAUCUCGGAGGACAUCCCGUCUGAGUGGAAGGCUAUGGUGAAUAAGUGCAUUGAGCGGGACCCGAACGACCGCCCAGAGUUGGACGAGGUGGUGGAGUUUUGGCGCAAUCAGGUUUUGAGGUUGGGGUAG